AUGUCCAGCAUUCUCAUAGACGACAAUGUCCCCUUUGAUCCAACCAAAUGGAUUGCAAGCGGCAAGAAAUGGGACAGCGAUAUACCCUGGGAGGUUAUAAAAGAAAAAGAUCGUAUUCUCACACCACCAUCUCGAAUCGAAGACAUAUUUCCACGGUCCACUCUCCCAAUCAGCAGCUUCAUUUGUCUCCCUCUGGCCCCGAUCUCCUCUGGGCUUGUCCACUUCGAAGACGCACUGUGGUUCAGCCAUGAGGAGCCAAGUUGUGAUGUCUCACAUCUUGCCAAUCGUAGCAUCCCACCAAUCACGCUGCUUGAUCUUCUGAGCCGCAAAUUUGGGCAGGCAUGGCUGAAUGGGGCAAAGUCAGUCAUCGAUCCUCGGUUCAAUGAAGGGGGGGAACACUUUCCGUUGUACACUUUGACAGUGUGGAGGCGGUUUGCGGAUGUGCUCAAUGCCCAGACACAGUGGAGGCGGGGGAGUAACUGGCUGAAAAAACAGGCCAAUCACUUCAAUACGGGUCCUGUCCAUGAAGCUAUCACAAAUGCGCUCACCUCAAUGUCAUGGGUUGGAUGGAAUGUGCCGCUCAGCUAUCAGCGUGGCACAACAACAUCCAUUGACCUAACGGAAUUCACUGCAUCAGUUUGGCUGCGAACAACAAACAUGGAGAUCAUGCUGGAGAGUUUGCGAGUGCGAGUGGAUUCGGGUGACGGAAACGCAAGCAGAUGGAUUGUUGCGCCAAUGUCCUUUGCAAAGCAGAUUGUAGAGGGCAAAAGAGACGGGUAUUCAAGAGCAACCGCCCCCCUUUUGAUGGAAUAUGAGCGGCUGGUUAAAACAGGAAAGAAGGAUCGACUCAUCUUCAUCACCAACGUCAGCGAUGAGCAUUGGGUUGCGGGGUGCGUUGAUUUCAAAAUGCGGAAGAUUCUGUUUGGCGAUUCAAUGCCUGCCGAAUUCAGAUAUACGCUGCCAAAGAAGCUGCUUCGCGGUCUUCAGCACUGGGCACAGCAUCGAUUUGAAAAUACCUUCUCUUGUGAGCUUGACGGUCUGAGGCAUGGCACUCAACUCGAUGCAUUCUCCUGCGGCUUGGUAGCAAUGAAUACGUGCGAACUGGCUGUGUACCCCGACACAGCGAUGUGGUCUCCCGAGGAUGCAGUCCGAUAUCGAGUUGGACGCUUCAAUGAGUACAUCGACUCUCUAAAGGCACUGCCCUCGGAUUCGGCUCUGACAACAGCCACUGUGCAUCCUGUGGAUAUUAUCGCACCGGCCGAAAAGCAUGAGGAGAUCCAGAAUCUUACUUUGGUUUCUGAGUCGCGCAUAUCGAUCAGACAACUUUUGAAUCCCUUGCCAAAUCGACAGCGCCCAGCCAGUGUUUUAACAACGUCCACCGCAUCCAUGGGUGAUUGUACAGAUGCAGACGUGCUACUGGGAAGGAAUGGAUCUGAAGAUGAGCAGUCCGAGGUCGCAAUCGAUGAAAACGAAGAAAGAGAUGACGGGGAUGAAGAGUCGAGUGAGGAUGAUGGGAACAGAGACGCUUGUGCGGCUGUGUUACCACGUCAAGACGUGUCGACCUCUUCGACGUUGACUGUAACACCAAAAUCGCGUCAAAUGACACUCGGUUCUUUCUUCAAUCUAUCCGGUGUGAAACGGAAAGCUGUCGAGUCGGAAAUUCCAGGCCAUUCCAAGCCUCCAACUCAGAAGAAGUCACGAACGCACGCUAUCAAAAUCCACACACCGCGGUUUGAAGGGAACAGCCGUACAACAAAGUGGUCUAACAAUAUCAAGCAAUUGUUCAUGCAGAACAAGUUCAUAGUUGCGCCGAAGGACUACGACAAGUGGAAGCACGAGAUUUGGGCACUGGAUCCUCACGCUGAGUUUCAUCCUUUACCAGAGUCUAUGAUGACUUGGGAGAACUUCCGGACGAUUCGGCAUGCAAAGUGUGGGACCAAAGUCAAAGUAAAACGGCCAUACGAUGUCUCUCGCUAUCGGGAUCACCUCAAUAAUGGCUGCCCAGUUAUGCAUGACGGAGCUGGGAUGCAGACACUCUUUGCGCAUUUCUCCGAAGGGUGCAGAUUCACAGGCACCGCUCUCUAUUCUCCCGAAAAGGUGGACUGUCAGUUCGAGCCGUGCCCUGGUGUGACUGAGAUGGACAUUCCGCACGUCGAUCAAUAUCUCAAGCGCACUGGAGCACCACCCCAGGGACCUCCAAUUAUUACGUAA
This is a messenger RNA of Mycena citricolor, 2211 nucleotides long. The record is from the annotation of a GenBank genome assembly. Lineage: Eukaryota; Fungi; Basidiomycota; Agaricomycetes; Agaricales; Mycenaceae.